AUGCAGCUCAAGUCUUUCCUGGUCGCCGCCUCCAUGGUGGCAUCCGCCUUCGCCAAGCGAACUUGCGGAACCGACGAGCCCACUGAGGUCGACCUCCAGGUCGCCCAGGACUUCAAGCUCAUGGAGUCUAGCGCCCGCCUUGCCGGUAACGGCUCCCGUGCCGCCGGCCCCAUCCAGAUCAAUGUCUAUUGGCACGUUGUGGCCUCCUCGCAGUCCGUGAGCGGCGGCUACCUGACCCAGGCCACCCUGGAUGAGCAGCUUGCCGUGCUCAACACCGCCUAUGCCCCCCACGAUAUCUCCUUUGUCGAGGCUGGCGCUGACUGGACUGUCAACUCCAACUGGGCUGCUGACCGUGCUGAGGUUGCGAUGAAGACUGCGCUUCGCAAGGGCACGUACGCUGAUCUAAACGUGUACUUCGUCGCUAGCUCGCGCUACCUUGGCUAUGCUCGCUUCCCUCAGACCAUCACCCCGGGAUCUGCUGAUUUCAACCGUGACGGCGUUGUCAUUCUCUCUACCACGGUCCCGGGAGGCAGCUACGAGGAGUACAGCCUUGGUCACACUGCCACUCACGAGAUCGGUCACUGGCUUGGACUCUUCCACACCUUCCAGGGCUACGCUUGCAGUGGUGAUGGCGACUCUGUUGAUGACACCCCCUACGAGGCCGAGGAGUCCUACGGUUGCCAGAUCGGUCGCGAUACCUGCCCCAACUCUGCCGGUACCGACUCUGUUACCAACUACAUGAACUACUCCGACGACGAGUGUUUCACCGGAUUCUCCAACGGACAGCAGAGCCGCAUCUACAGCUACUGGGAUACCUACCGCGCCCAGUACCAGUAA
Colletotrichum chrysophilum is the source of this 837-nucleotide messenger RNA. RefSeq lists its product as uncharacterized. The coding region runs from base 1 to 837 and encodes 278 amino acids. Lineage: Eukaryota; Fungi; Ascomycota; Sordariomycetes; Glomerellales; Glomerellaceae. The record is from RefSeq and is a predicted model, not a curated record. The transcript is spliced from 4 exons. Gene Ontology annotation, molecular function: metallopeptidase activity.